CAAUACGGAAGACUUGAGGUUUCCUUUCUGUGUUGGGAAUCAGCGACAGAUGUCUCACAGAAGACUGCAGCAUCCUGAUACCUGCUUUUCUUGGAUUUGAUUUAGUGUAAAGGGAAAUAGCACAAAAAAAUGGAUGCCUCUGCAGCAGAAGCUUCAGCCCAGAGUGAAAGACAAGAGGACAGUGCAAUGUCCAGUCAGAGGACAGAUGGCUCAAAGCCAAAGAAAGCCUCUUUGAAAAGAAGUAAGCAGACAAAAGAAAAGAAGCAGAAAAGAGCUCGACUUUCCAAACCGGCUUACACUGUCCAUCAAGGAGAAGAUAUGCUAUUUGUUAUAUCACGUUCUACUUCACAGUAUGUUGGUUCAGUCUGGACUCGCAAGAAGAAAGGAAGCAAAAAGAAAAAGAUUGCUAAAGGAAAGUUAAAAGGAAAUAAGACUAGACCCAAAAAAAUGAUCCGUGCCAAGCCUGUAGUGGAGAAUAAACCAGAUGUCCCAAAGCAAAUAGCUACAGCAGACAGCGACCACAGUUGGGGACAACAUCUUCCUGAGGAGGUGCUCAUCAACAUUUUCCAGUUGGUGGUCCUUCAAGAUGGAGCUGUACCAUUUCUCUGCCGAGUGGGAAGAGUUUGUCGUCUGUGGAAUGCCGCUGCCUCCAGUCCCGUCCUGUGGCGCAGAGUGACUGUGGGUCACUGCUGGAUCGCACCCGGGAAGAGCCAGCUGCCGAACACAGAGAGGAAGGUGAAGCAGACAGUUGAAUGGCUCGCUCAGAACAGGUUCCAUCAACUCCGAGACUUCUCCCUCUGUCACUGGACAAGUCAUGUUGACUUUACGUUGCAGGUUGUGUCCAAGUUCUGCCCUCAACUUCGCUCCCUCAAGCUUUCUUACUGCAAAGGCCUGACUUCAGAGGCCUUCCAGAGUCUGGGUCAGCACAGCCGCCAGCUGCAGAGCCUCGACCUCCAGUACUCAGAGUUUAAGACUGAGGGACUGGUGGAGUACCUUGAAACCCACGGCAGCCAGAUCAAGCAGAUGUUGCUCACUCACGAACUAAAGAAUAACAAACUGUGGACUACCAUCUCUAAAGGAUGCUGCCCUGAUUUGGAGUUGUUGGAGGUGAGCACGAAGCUGGACAGUAAAGACUGUGACCUUCCCAUCUGUAUCCCGGCUCUGCAGACGGCAUGCCCCAAACUCAAGACGUUCCGGAUGCUGAACGUCAGACCGAUGAAUAAGACUCGUGGUGCCACCAGCUCGCUGUCAGGCUUCCCGCUACUGGAGGAGCUUUCUAUGGCAACCACGUCGUAUUCCUACGUGACUGACAAGUUUCUGUGGGACAUGCUCUCCAGCUCCACUCACCUGCGUGUGCUGGACCUUCGAGGCUGUGCAAGAAUCACUCCACACGGUCUCGCAGUGUUGCCUUGUCCGGAGCUUGAAUGUUUGUUCUGGGGACAGUAUUUCAGCAGACACAUCGGGUCGUCAUUGCCUAAGAAAGGACUUCAUAUGGUGACCCAGAAGUGGAGCAAGACGUUGCGAGAGCUCGACGUUGCAAACCAGCUCUUCACUGAGGAAGACUUGGAUUUGGCAAUGAGUUAUCUUGCUCAAGCAGCCGACGCUGAUACUCUGCGCUCACUCAACCUCUCUGGGACCAGCAUCACACAACCGACCAUCAGGUCAAUCGUGGGAGAGAUGACUUCUCUCGACUACCUCAACCUCUCAUCCUGUCGUAACCUUCCAAGAGGAGCGAAAAGAAUCUACCGGGGCCAAGAAGACAUACGCCAGCUGUUGGACAUACUGGAGUAGUGCUCAUCUUCAUUUGGUUAUAGAGCUCAAUCCUGAAUUACCAGGCAGGCUUGACUGCCUGACUUGAUGCCUCUGUUUCGAUUACACUGUUAACUGAGAAGGGUAUUUCACCCCUUGGUGCUGUUGUAAAUAUUUGUGAUGUGUAUAUGUAUAAUAAAUUGCCACUUCAUCUACCAAAAAUCACUUCAGGGAUGGCAAUUUUCUGUGGAUUUCUGCAAUUUUGAAAUUCAAAUUAGUCAUUUUUUGAAAAUUUUAAGUGAGAUGAGCUGCCUAAAUUUUAACACUGUCAUAAGAUUAGGGAUGAAAUGAUUGCUCAAGUAUUUUGAUUACUAAUGCUUUGUUUAUCUCUGCAUGAUACACACACAGCAGGGGGGUUAAAAUUAGGAACAAAAGAUUGAUGAGCUCAGUGAGAUCCUUGGACAGUUCAUGAAUAAAGUCGUUGUGCCUUGGACAGCAUUUUGUAGUUACUGUCACCAUAUUAACUUUGGUUCAUUGUUUGGUCGUGUGUUGAAAAUGAAGAAACAUUCAGAAAACGUCACACUUCAUGGGAGUAAUUCUUCUAUGCAGAUAAGAGUAAGACUGUAAGGUGAUUUUCAUUAAAUCUGUAAGAAUUAUUCCAGGUCUUCUUAAGUUGCUCCUGUGCAAACUAUAACUAAAGUGGGUAUAACUGCUUAAAAUCUUCAACUUCAGGUGGGGCCCAUGACCCCCAGAACUUUCAGGUGAAAGAUUUUAUUUCCUAUUGCCAUCCCUGUAAUUUUGUCAUCGGAGGAUACAGGUUGUAUUUGUACUAAUACCAUUUCAUUUCUGCCUUUGUUUAGAAACGCUUACAUUCGUUUGGAUUAUCAGAAUUAAAAAGUCUUCAAUA
Salarias fasciatus (jewelled blenny) is the source of this 2656-nucleotide messenger RNA. RefSeq names its product F-box and leucine-rich repeat protein 6 (gene fbxl6). Gene Ontology annotation, molecular function: protein binding. Gene Ontology annotation, cellular component: SCF ubiquitin ligase complex. Bases 130 to 1791 code for a protein of 553 amino acids. The record is from RefSeq and is a predicted model, not a curated record. The transcript is spliced from 10 exons. Lineage: Eukaryota; Metazoa; Chordata; Actinopteri; Blenniiformes; Blenniidae.